This is a messenger RNA of Symsagittifera roscoffensis, 718 nucleotides long. RefSeq lists its product as uncharacterized. The transcript is spliced from 2 exons. Bases 19 to 408 code for a protein of 129 amino acids. The record is from RefSeq and is a predicted model, not a curated record. NCBI's taxonomy places the organism in Eukaryota, Metazoa, Xenacoelomorpha, Acoela, Convolutidae.
GACGGAGAACAUGUGUGCAUGGUAAUGGAGCACUUCUUCGCGGAGACCGGAGAUAUCACGGAGGACUUCGAACAAUUCGAGGAGGAUGUCAUCAAACUCUUCCCAGAAACAUCUUCGAUGGAGUUCUCAGACAGCAUGAUACACCCUGUGUACAUGAGCGCUCAGGAGUUGCACGGCCGAGAAGGAGACCAUAUGUCGCGAAAGACUAUGGACUACUGCUAUGACGAUUCCCAGAUGUACCUCCUCACCCGGCAAGACCCAGAGGCAACUGUAGACUACAACUGUGUAGGGGGACGAGAAGAGGAAUUCAUGAUGCCCGUCGGUUAUCACGAGAAACCAGAUGGCUCUUCUUCUUACAGUUUGGGAAUGUACAAAAUGUGCAUCCACGAAGAGCACAAUCAUCACUAAUCGUGACACAAUAAUUCAGCCAUCUAUUACGCUACAAUUAUGUCAUAUAUCACGCAAUAAACGUAAUUACUAAAAGAAUUGCUCAAACAUGCAUCCCAAGACUCAAGACAAUUGAUGUUAAUUCGAUGAACCCAAGAAUAUAUUCUUAAUCAAUACCAAUGGAAUCCGUAAUAAUAAAAAUAUAAUUCGUAGCAGCUAGAUUGUUCAGAUUAGAAUAAAUGUCCCGUUUUACAUUUCCUUCUUUAAUGUGCGAAAUUUCCCAGUAGUUGAAACGUAUUUGCCCAGUAGUAUUUAGGGUGAGUGGGCAAUC